Cladocopium goreaui is the source of this 10596-nucleotide messenger RNA. The record is from the annotation of a GenBank genome assembly. Lineage: Eukaryota; Dinophyceae; Suessiales; Symbiodiniaceae.
AUGUCGCUGGUUGACAGCGCGGCGGUCUUUGAGACCCGAGCUCGGGCAAUUGGCAUUUCAGAUGCCGUGCUGAACGCAAUGGGCUUGAGGGGUUGGACAACGCACGCCACGUUUGCAUUUGCAGUGGCUUGUCAGCCGGGGGCCGAUGAACAGGCCUUCUUAGACGGCGUGGUGACGCCCAUUUUGGGCGCGAAAGAAGCCAAGUUUCUGGAUCACAGUCAAAGCGAAAGCGCUCUGGUGAGGUACUUCCUGCAGCCGAAGGGUUCCAGGAGACAGCAGAAGUGCCUGCAACUUUUUCUGAUCAAGGCCAUCGAAAACUUGAUGGCAACCCUACGCCUGUGGAAGCACAGGCGACGCAAAGGGAUGCAGCCAGUGCCCGCAACUCUGGGGGUCGCAAAGCUCAAAGUUGAAGCUGCAAACAAGCUUUAUCGUUUUUCGAAAGAGGUCAUCAUGCUCUGCCUCAAGAAGGGCAUACCCUUCAUCUGUGAGAACCCAAGGAGAUCAUUGAUGUGGCUCACCGAGCCUUUUUCUGUGAUGCCUGAGACGUGCAGGUUCCAAUACAUCCAUGCUUGUAUGUACGGAAGCCGGAGACGGAAGAGCACAGCCUUUCUGAUGAAUUUUCAAGCGGAAAACCUGCAAGCUCAGUGCGAUGAGCAACAUACGCACCUUCCAUGGGGCAUGGUUGACCCACAUGAUGGCAGUGGUCUCAAGUUUUCAACAAGCCUUGAGACGGAGUAUCCACAGCAACUUUGCAAACAGCUUGCCAUGGCCUUUCUUGACAGGUUGCAGCUACAGGGCAAAGCACCUCAACCCCCUGAACAAUGCGAAGAUCAACUACAAAAAAUGGGCGCAGGCAUACAGCCACGUGGAGCACGCGCCCCACUGCUCCUAGGCGAGUUCAAGUUUAAGGUCGAAGUGGCUUCUUCUGAUGCGCAAAUCCCUGCGUCAAUUGGACCUGAGGUGCAUUUUCCUUUUCAGGGAGUUCCUGUGGAUGCUAAACUGGUCUCUUCUCGAGAAGCAGAACUCAAAGCGUCCCUGAAUGAGGACGUCAGGACAGUGUUGGCUGACAAGAGGGUGGCCAGCGACAAAGAGAUAGCACAUGCAGUUUACCAAGAAACUUUACAGCAACUUUCUGACGGAUGGGUGAAGGGCCCCUUCACUGAAGCCCAGCUGGAUGCCAAGUACAAUAGGGCCCUUGAGCGGAUCAAAAGUAAGUUUGGUAGCGGAGCCCUACGGGGCUCGCUGCCGGUCCGCCAUUCGGACCUCGCUUGCUGGCUGCUGGCCGAUUGCGGCCUGCCUCGCGAGCGGGGCUGGUGGGCUUCGCGAGAUCUUCGAUCCGGGGCACCAUCUACGGCAACUUCCUGGUGGCACUACAUCGUGGACUUUGCCUUUGUGAUCGGGCACUGCGCUACUUGCUUGUCUUUGCCUUGGACAUCGGGCUCGGCGAUUGGCCGUCUACAUCCUGGUGAUCGGGCUUUCCGCUGGCACUACAUCCUUGCCUACCACCUGACCCUCGGGCUGCGCUGGCACUACAUCCUUGCCUACCACCUGACCCUCGGGCUGCGCUGGCACCACAUCCUUGCCUACCUCUUGACCCUCGGGCUUGCGCUGGCACUACAUCAUUGUCUACCACCUGGGCAUCGGGCUUGCACCGGUUCUACAUCCUUGCCAUUGACCAGACGGUCGGGCUCCUUGCACUACAUCACGGCGCUGUUCCUGGUUCUCGGGCUUGCAGGCGCUUGGCACUACAUCCUGGACUUUGACCUCACGAUCGGGCCUCAGCAUUGCGUGCAGAGCACUACAUCAUUUGCCUUCGAGGAGACAGACUUCCUGCUGGCUGGUUGCAGCCAUGACGGAUGGGUUCCAGGAGAUCCCAGCUAUCCACUUCGUCUUUACUUUGAUAGGUUGAGGCUGUGGUACAGAGUGACCAACUUGGACGAUGAGAUCAUUGGUCCUCUACUGGCUGGGCGGCUCUAUGGCAAGGCUGGCAAGAUAGCCUUGGCGCUGAAGGUGCCGCGUCCUGAUGGAACCUACGACACGGGCGAUGCAGCUCUCAGCAGGCUGGCGGUGGAUGAAGUCAGAGAUCCAACUACGGGGGCACUCUUGCAGGAGCACAUCCCUUCGGGCGUCCAGUACUUGACGGAUGCCCUCAAGAACGCCUUCGGCCAGAUGGAUCAGGAUCUUGCCACACAGGCAUUGGAAAGAUUCUUCAGUUGCAGCCGUGGAAAGAUGAGCCUGGCUGAGUACUCUGUGGAGUUUGAGACAAGGCUGGAUGAAGCAAGCGACAGGGCUGGACUAUCCCUCAACAACGUGGGUCGCUUCUACCUCUUCUUCAGAGGAUCUGGCUUGGCAACCAAAACCAUAGACGACAUCAAGUUGCAGGUUGGUGGUGAUUACAAUCGUUUCCAAGAUGCACGGCAACUGGCACUGAGGUUGAGUCCAAAUCGCCACAUGGAGAAUGCAGAAGUCUUCUAUGAAGAUGCCUGGAACUAUGACGAUGAGGUCUACUACGGCGACUAUGAUGAUUGGUAUGACGCUGAUGAUGAACCAUGGUGGUCGUACUACGAGGAUGAAGGUUGGUACGGUGAAGACUAUGGUGAUGAUCCCUGGCAUGAAUGCUAUGAGGAUGAAGAGGCCUGGAACUAUGAACCACCUGCGGAACAAGGUGGACAAGAUGCCAAGACCAAUGAGGAGCAGGCCAAGGACGACACAAGUGGUGCUGGAGAGUACUAUGGCAAGGGCGGCAAGAACAACAACCAGGAGGGCUGCUUCAACUGCGGCUCGAAAUGGCACAUGGUGAAGGAUUGCCCUUUGACCAGAAAGACCAGCAAGGGCAAGGGCAAGAGCUCUUCGUACUGGAAGGGCAAAGGCUAUGGUGGAAAGUCGAAAUCAAAAGGAUGGCCAUGGAGACCAUUUUCCAAAGGCAACUUCAAAGGCAAGAAAGGCUAUGGCAAGAGCAAGGGUGGCAAGAAGGGCUUCAACCGCUUUGGAAAAGGCUCUUGGUUCACAGCUUCCUCAUCUACAGACGAUGCUUCUGCUGUUCCUGUGUUGAUGACUUCAAAAGGCUUGAACAUCUCCGAUGGCAUCCCUGAUGAAACAACCAAGACAAGACAGAUGUCGCACAAUGCCAAGGAGUACGUCAUCCACACAUCUUCCGAGGAACAAGAAGAAGUGCUGAAGCUUGGACGAUCCAGCAACCAGGACAAGCACCACGACACCUCCUCCACGGACAAGACCGAGGAAGAUGGAGCAUGCAGCACAACUUCGAAGAAGGCUCAUUCUGUUGCCUUCAGCUUUACUUCAAGCUUCUACGACAUCAACGAGUACUUCGUGGUGAGAGGCGAGAAACGGAGGGGUUUGCUGAUAGACCCUGGUGCAGCAUCUGGUUUGAUUGGAUCAGAGACCUUACGUGACUUGCUGGCGACAUGUGUGAUCCCCUAUGGCAAGGAGGACAACUAUGAGAUCAGGUUUGACAAGACAUCGCCAGUGAGCGGUAUCAAUGGAGCCUCUGACAGGACGCUUGGGCAAGUGACAGUGCCACUGCAAACCAGUGGACAUGCCAUCUCUUACACUGGAGAGAUUCUUGGUGGACAGGGCAGUUUGUGUCCAGCUUUGGUUGGAAAUCCUGCACUUCGCAGCAUGAACAGCAUCCUCUUCACCAACUACUUCCAGAACGGCGAUGGUCUUCUUUCGACCGACUACAUCUCCGAGAAGGAUGGCGAGGAAGUCAAACGCUUCAAGCUCUUCAGGCUCUUGUUGACCGAAUCCGGCCACUACUUGCUCCCCACGGACGAGCCCAACACAAAGACCAAGCUCCCUGAUGGAACGCGUCAAGAAGUUGUUGCGUUCUACACCAAGGUGGUUGAAGAGUCUGUGAGACUCUGGAACGAUGUGAGUGAGAAGAUGACACACUGCUUCUUCGGUGAGUCUACCCGGGCGGCACAAACAGAAGGCGACCGGGGUGAUGACGUUCAACUAUGUGAUGAAGUUGAAGAAAGUGGUGAUGGAAAGGAUGAGAGCUCAGUGACUGAGCAUGCAGAGCUCCCCAAGACUCUCAAUCCCAACAGCGACAACAAGGAUAUGAGCGCUCAAGAAGUUUCACAUGGCGGCAUUUUGCCGGAGCCACAAUUUUCCAACGACACGCACAACGAGGAAAAGCCCUGCGAGAAGUUUCACCUGCAAGAAGCACAAUUUUGGCUCUCUGAGGAAGAAAGUUUUCCGCGCUACAAGGAAGACCAGAUCCCAGAGAACAUGGACAGAGGCAAGAUGGAGAAAAGGUACAGAGCGAUCCCUGAAGAGUUCUACAGCAAGUCUGGCUUCAGACCAAUCACUCCUGCCAACUUCCCAAAGUGGUUUCAAAGAGCUCGCAACAGAGGUCUCAAAUGGCACUUCUGGGAAAUUUGCAGCGGAUCAGGAAGACUGUCCUUGACACUGCUGUUGGCUGGCCUUGUGAUUGGACCACCCAUUGAUGCACGAUAUGGCUGGGACCUCAACAACUAUGGGCAUCAGCGCUACCUCAACAUGGCCAGGAAUGAGUUUGCCCCUGGAGUGAUCCAUUGCUCUCCAGACUGUGCUCCAUGGUCAAUCUCAUCAAACACGAAGGAUCCAGAACUACGUCAUCUUGAACGUCUUCGUGAUCAACCAGCACUGGAAUGGACUCAGAAGACUUGCGAGUAUCAAGAUGCUCAUGAACGAGGAUACUCACUGGAGCAACCUUGGGGAAGCGCCAUGACCAAGAACGACACAGAGUCUCCCCUGAGGUUGGAGAAAAUUCCUGGUAACCGACCAAAACAACGAGUUGACCAGUGCAUGCAUGAAGCACGAGAUGAACGUGGAUGGCUGAUUCAGAAGGCCACUGGUCUUUCAGCAAACUUCAAGUUUGGCAAGACAGCGCUGCGAUGCUCUGGGCACAAUGGACAGCGACAUUCUCAUCUUCAAGGACAAGCUCCCAAUGGUCUCUCAAGAACCUCUAUGUCAGCUGUCUACCCAAAGACUAUGUGCCAACGUAUGAGGAUGGACAUCAUCAGGUUCUUGGAGCAGAAGAAGUUGCUGCACAUCAAGGCAUGGCCUAUGGAACUAUCAUGGUUCUCCUCCCAGCACUUCUAUGAAUGUGUGCGCUGCACUCUUGGUCGAGCUUGCCCAAAAGGAAUUGAACACACUAUGGUUCCUGGACAAUGUCGUCAUGGCAAGUGGGCAUCUGGAACUGAUCCAGAGACCAAGGGUGACCCAGUGAAGAAGUGGAAAACCACAACCAACAAGGAGACCAUGGAACAGGUCAUCAUCAAGAACCACAGCAACAUUGAGUUGACGGUGGAGAGAUCACACUGGCUGAAGAAGAUGCUCAUGGAAACCGUGCACAACGCACUGGGUCUCUUCAACGAAGCCUCCAACAGGAUGGUUGACUACGACCACUGGGUGAACAAUGCUGUGAUGAUGUCGCUCUUCAAGGAGGUCUUUGAUCAACACAUGGAAGUCAAGGCGGUGAAGAUCAGCUUGCGACCAUUUCACAAAGCUCCACCUGAUCCUCAAGUUGUGACUUCCACGGCCUACCUGCGACUUCACAUCAUCGGCAACAUCAAGGAGUGGACCAUCCAGAACAUGGAGGAUUUGCGAGAAAUGAGCCACAGCCAAAUUCAUGCUGACUUGGACGUGGAGCAUUGGAUGGUGACAGUCUAUGGACAAGAUCUUGGAACUGUUCCUGCACCAUCCACACCGACCUCCAGACCAAGAAGCAUUCCACCUCAACCUGAACUACCUCCACGACGAGAUGAUGCAGCUCUACUUCCUCAAGUACGAGAACGUCCUGAAGAUCCUGCAGAACAAGAGGCCAUCCAAGAUGCACCCUAUGAGGAGUUUGACUCUCAAGACCGGAAGGACUUGGACAUCAUCAGACCCAUCAAGCCCAACUACAACAUCAGAAGGGUCUUGCACAAGCUUCCAAGCCUGGUCUCCAAUGGUGACAUCACACGGGCAAAACAGCUUCUACUUGGCCUACAUGAAAGACUGUGGCAUACGCCGGUGUCAGACUUUGUCAGUCUUCUUCGGCGAGCUGGCAUGCCAACUGAAGUACUUGAACAAGCACGAGAUGCAGUUGCAGGAUGUGCCGUUUGCAGAAAGUACAUCAGAUUGCCCAACCGGCCACAGACACGGACUGGUGGUGCACACAUCUUCAACGAGGCCAUCCAGAUUGACCUCUUCAACCUCGACAGCACAUGGUUUCUUUUGAUGUUGGAUGAAGCUACACGCUUCAAGACAUGCAGCGUUGUGGAAGGUCAAGAAGCCGAUCAGCUGCUGUCCUGCCUGCUCAAGUCCUGGAUCUACAUGUUUGGUCCGCCGCACAAGAUCAUCAUGGACCAGCAAUGCAGUCUCAUGGGACAUGAAGUAGCUGUGGAGUUUGAACGACUUGGAAUGGCAAGAGUUCCGAAAGGAACCACUGCAGGACAAGGAGCUGAACAACACACAGGCACUGGACUGGUAGAACGACAUGUACAACUGCUGAAGCUCACCAUGCUGAAGCUUCGUGCCGAACUUGCCAGACAAGGGCUGACACAUGAACCACAAGAUCUAUGUCAAGAAAGUGCCAUGGCCCACAACAUCACGCUGAACUAUGGUGGUGCAACACCCUCUAUGGCAGUUUUCGGCAUGCUUCCACGUGGCUUCUACGAGCUCGACAGCGACGGUGUCAUGACCACAGCUGGAUCGGUUCAGACUGAUGUGACUCCUUUUGAACGAGCAAUCAGAAUCCGGCAGACAGCUCUUGCUCAGACACAGCAAGCAAUAGCUGAGGUGGAGUUCUGCCGUGAAGUCAAAGGAGAUCCUGGUUGGCGUGGUCCUGCUCUUCUUCUACGUUUGGACGAGCAAGAAGGCACGGCUGUCAUACAGUACCAAGGGAAGCCCUACCUCGUGGCCUUGAGACACAUCAGGCCUUUCCGAGGUAUCUUCAUGGUGGAGGUGCAGAAUGAGUCGGUGGAGACAGCAAUGCAUCACUUGAUGCGCUACGUUGAAAGCCUCACCGACUACAAGAUCUACCUCUAUGGAUGGCUGCAAAAGAAGAAUGGUGCAUGGUACAAAGUACCCAAGGACGAGUACCCCAUCAAGAAGGUCAUGCACUGGGCAGAAGAGAUCUCUAGAACUUUGAGAAAAGACCAGCUGCACGGCAUCAUGAUGGGCAAGAGCCUGCGCACCUUCAAGCCUCCAGCCAACACCACUGGCACACUACUUUCUUGGCUUCGUGGAGGAAGAAAUUACUCCAUCAUGGAAUGCAAGAAUGCGAACCAUUUGCAGGUCAAGAAGUUCAGUGGCUUGGCACGAGAAGAUUUGUGCAUCCUGUACUUCUUCUACUACCAGUUUCCUCCAGUAGAGCUAGAAGCGCAGAACAAGCAGGAAAACCGACCAGAAACCAGAACAGUUGUCUUGGCCCCAGAACGCAAGAAACAACGAGUGAUGAUGGUCAGACGAGACCUUGAGUUCCUCAGGAUGUUCUACAUUGAAGAGUCGCGCAACAAGCAGAUCCUGGUGGACUUCCCAGAAGACUGGAAAUUGGGCUACGACCUUAUGACAGCAGCCACCAGAAGCUUCCUUCUACAACAUCGAGAACGAGAACGCGCUGCACUGCCUGUCCUCUUCAACAUCGAGUACAAGCAAGAUGCUGCGGCGAUUGCCUGCUUGCGCACGGCCAAGAUCUACAAGGUUGACGACGAGACCAAGAACAUCGAGGAGGACUCCAUCACUGCUGAACUAUGGGAUCAAGUAGAUGCAGCCGACAGAGCGGAGAUCGCUCAAUUUGUCAAUGAAGGUGCAUUCAAGAAGAUCCACAAGAACCAGAUCACUGCAGAAAUGACAGUUGUGGAUGCACGAUGGAUCCGGAAGUGGAAACGUCACCCUGACCGCAGUUUGCGGGUGAAGUCCCGUCUUUGUGCAAGAGGUUUCUUGGACCAGCAGAAGGGUGAGCUCACAACACGUUCCACGACGGCGACAAGAUUGAGCCAGAGGAUCCUUGUGAGUCAUGCUGCAAGUGACCCAGACAGAACAUUGGAGAGCAUCGACAUCUCUGGUGCCUUCCUGAAGGGCUUCAACUUCGAGCAGAUCAGAGAUGCACUGCGGAAGAUGGGCAUUGAUUCACCACACCGCAUUGUCAUCAUCAUCCCUCCAAUGAAUGUCUUCAGGCAUUUGGCCGAGCUGUCCGACAAGUUCCACAUACCAGAGCACCAGCUGCAUGAGUAUGCCCUCAUGGCGAUCAAGCCGAUCUACGGGCUGAAUGACGCUCCACUGGCAUGGCAGCUUUGCUUGCACAACCACAUCAAGGACAGCGGAGGACAAAAGUCCCAUCUGGAUGAGAACACCUUCACAUGGAAGGAGAAUGGAACAUGCAUUGCAAUGGCAACCACUCAUGUGGACGACAUAGCCAUCUCUGCGCCAAUCAAAUGGAUUGACAACACCAACACUGCCUUCACCAAGCGAUUCGGCAAGGUGACAAGACAACAGCUUCCAUUUUCACACUGCGGCUGUGAGUACCUGAAGAUCAAGGACGGGUACAAGAUCUGUCAAGAAGAGUUUGCAGAAAAGGUCAAACCAGCCCCAGUUCCAAACAGAGAAGACAGCUCUCGAUUGACCAGGGAAGAGCAGUCACAAUUCAGAUCGAUUCUGGGCGCACUUUUGUGGCUUACUGCAACGAGACUGGACCUGAUUGCGGACAUCUCCUUGCUGCAGAGCCGAGUGACGGUCUCAGAAGUGAAGGCUCUGAAGAUGGCGAAUCAAGUUCUUGAGAAGGUGAUUGAGUUCAAGGAUGUCGGCCUCUACUACAGAAGCUUCAAAACAUCCCAUCAGAGAUUGUCAUCGAAGGGCAGAAACUAUGCACAAGAAGGAGUUCUUGUAGGAUUGGCUGACGACUACUUCCACGACAAGGUCAUGGACACGGAGAUGGUCUUCGACGAUGCUGGACCUUGUGGAGCUCAACUUCAUGGAGGAGUGUUCCACAUCUUGCACUCCAGCGGUGGCAAGGCCAAGCGUGUGAGUUACUCAACAUCACAUGCUGAAACAUUGUCAAUGGUUGGGGGCAUGGAAACCACCACACUCAUCAUGGUCAGAAUGGCGGAGAUCAUGCACAAGGAGAAAGCACUGAGCAUUCGUCAGCUCAUUGGCAUCCAGGAAAGUGGAUACCCAGAAUUGCCCAUGGACUUCUAUGGCGACUGCAAGGACGUCUUUGAGUUGGUCACUGGAGCGAGAACAUUACCACAAGAUAAAGGCCAACGACUCUACAUCCUCAGCAUCAAGGAGAGUCGCAUUGCAGGCAGAAUGCGAAUGAUGGUCCUGGUGCCCACUGGAUGUAUGACAUCGGACUCCUUGACCAAGCCCAUGAUCCACUACAGCAUGCUCUACCCCCUCACGACUGGUAUGGUUGAGUUUGAAAACCAAGAAGAUCACCCGGUGACGGCAAGAGUGUUACCGGCACUGAGCAACUAUGACGAGCACGACAUCGUCAAAACAGAUCAAGAGAUCAUCGACAUGACCAAGGAGAAGGACAUCAAGAUCUGCCACUCUACUAUGUUGCUUGGACUGGUUGCACACAAGAGCACUAUGACACGAGCAGCUCUGGCCGCUACUAUGUUGCAUUCAGCUGCAGCGAUGGACAUGGACAAGAACGACACCGCGACCGACGACACCACCUACGCUGGCGUCUAUCUCAUGAUCUUUGUCACGGUGGUCCUCGCGAUCAACUUGGAGAAGAUGAUCACCUACAUUUGGAGAAAGAUUUCACCGCCUCCACAGAGCAGGAGACGCAGACGUGGGCCAACACGUGAUGAGGCGACUGGAACGCCUAUGGACGUGGAUCAGUCAAAUCUGACAAUGAUGGACGAAUCAACAGAUGAUGAAGUUCGUCAACUUCGGAAGAGGCUGCGCAUUGAGAAGGAGGAGCGCGACGACCUGAAGAUUGUGAUUCAAGUCAGAGAGAAUGCGCUCAACAACAUGCAGGAGCAGCUUGACGAAAAGACCAGAGAAGCAACAAGCUGGAAGGACUUCGCCGAGCGAGUCAGCGGCGAUCGAGAAAACCAGAAAAUAGCCAAGGAAGAGAAUCAGGAGAAGAUUGAAUCCCUCGAGAAUCAGCUGGACAUCCUCGAGGAAAACAUCGCAAAGGUCACUGCAGACAACGAGCAGCUGCAGAAGACGAUCGAGGAAGUCAAAGGUGAGAACCGCAUGAAGGAAGGUGUGAUUGCCUCCUCAACACGUGCAAUCAGCCAAUUGCGAGAGCAACUCAAGGAGGAGAAGAAGAAGAACCGCGAUGGGCAGGCGCUUUUCGGGGCUAAUGCUGCUGCUGCGCCGGCUGCUGCGCCGAUGGUGGACGUGGAGAGAGAGAACUUCACGAAGCGAAUCGAGCAGCUGGAAGCUGAGAAGAGGCGCCUGAGAGAGAUAGCUGACCAACACGGUCAGGAAAUUCAAAGAUUGAGGGCACAGCUAGGUGAAACCAAAGCUCCGCCCAAAAUCUAUGUUACAAAGGCAGGUUCAUGCUACCACGAAGCCAAAUGCAACCACCUGCUACACGGCAGGGAUCCAAGGCCAAAGGUGGAGUACAGACGGUGCGAAGACUGCUUAGGAUAG